GGCAAUAGGGAAGACCCCAAUCCUUCCCAACUGAGGAUUUACUCGACUGCUUGGAUUUGAACUUUUCAGUAGCCUACAGCAUUUUCUGGUUUAGUUUGGAUCUGCUUCAGGGAUAAAUGAUCACCUCAACCAGAAGAGUGUCUCCUGAUAAAUCUGAAGUUAGAAUAGCCUUCAGCCUUGAUGACACAUCAGAUAUAAAAGAUGUUGAAGAUCUUUCACAGGCCUUCCCUGACCUUGAACAACGUUUACAGCCUGUGCCACCUUGCAUGUCCCUCAGAGAGAGUGUGCAGGUGUACAAAGAGCACUGCAGGAUGGCUAGAGAAUUCCAUCAUGUAAAACACGAGAUCUCUGUCCUCGAGGAACGCAAGCGAAAGUUGCUGGCAGAGUUGGUGGAAGAUGAGAAGGUAGCUGUAGAGAUCGCCCGUCUCGAGGAGGAGUUUCAGCGCUUAACAGAGGAGAACCAGACGUUGGUGACCCUCCACAGUGAGCGCAGGCAGCAGCUGGAGAGGCUUUGCCUCACCAAUCGAACAAGGCAAGACUCCUCUUGACCUCCGACUCCCUAGAAACUGAGUCUACCAGACUUUCAGCUGACAUCAGAUCAGCGACCAGCAGACUGUUUUCUUGUGCAGUCUUUGAAUUGUCUAAUUACACUGACAGGACCUGUUUCUGUGGAUGAUCUGAGUCAUGUAUGUGAACCUCAGAUGUAGAAGUUGAGAAGUUGUUAGAGUGAUUCUAAUCAGCAAUGAUAGAUUUUUAGGGUGCUGUUUUGCUGUUGUUUUUUAUGUGCUGAGCCAUAAUGGUCAUAAUAACAGAACAAUGCAUUGCAAAAGUAUUUAUAUCAUGUGAACUUUUUUACAUUUAGUCACAUUAUAAUUACAAAAUUCAAUGUAUUUUAUUUAAACUUUAAGUGAUAGACCAACCUAUUAGAAUUGCACUCAACCUAAUUCACUUUCAUAGCCCUAAACAACAUACAGUUGGCUUCAUGUCUCACCUAAUCAGUAAAUCAUAGUCAAUCUGUGUAAUGUGCUUUUUUAUUCCGUAUCUCUGAAUCAAUAUUUUUUUAAAAAUUUUUUUGGUGCAAUUAAAAUUGUAAGUCAUUUGGGUCUCUUUGGAGAUGUGGAGUGUAUUUUCCAAUCAAAAUAGUUCCUAUUGGAUCCCCCCUGGAUUCAGAUCUGCACUUUGACUAAGACCUUCUAAAAAUAACCAUCCUUCUAGCUAUACAUUUCUCUUUUUGCUUAGAUUGUAUGCUUAAGUUUUUUGCAGCAUCUAGUAUGAUUUUUAUUUUUUGCUGUUUAGAAUUCCAAAGAAAACCCAUACAAAAGGAAGACUCUGCCAACACUGUUUCACAGUGGACAGUGGACAUGGUGUGUUGAGGUUGAUUUGUUUCUUAACCAUACAGUGUACAUACAAUGUAUGCUGAAAGGUUAUAUUACAAUCUCAUGUCACAAAAACAGUGUCUUAUAUAAGUUUACUGUCCCUCCAAAUGACCUUUGAAACUUCAAUGGUUCUCUAAAAACAAUAGUUUUCUUUCCACCAUUCUAUAAGAAAUCAAUUUGUGCAAUGUACCACUUUUUUUUUUCCAACAAACUCUCCCAUUUUAUCUGUUUAUCUCUGGAGCUCAUCCAAAGUUACCAUGGACCUCUUAGCUGCUUCUCUCAGUACUUAUUCUGCCCAUCAUGUAGUGGGUUUGAAGUCUUGGUUGAACAGCUUUAAGAUAAUCAAAUACACUGGAUUUUUUGAAGGUAUUAGAAUAAAAGGAGCAAAGUAUAAAAAGUCAUACUUUUAAUUUUUUGAUUUCUAAAAACAAUGUUCAAACUGUGCAUCAGUUUCCUUACUUUUCAUAACUAUGAGCUGCUUGGAGUUGGUCAGUCACAUAAAAUCCCAGUAAAAUAUAUUGAAUUUUGUUACAGUAACAUGACAAAUGUAAAAAAAACCCAACAAAAACACAUAAAACAUUAUGAGUUAAAACUACUUAUGCAGAUUGAAUGACUGUGACCUGAUGUAAAGCAAAUUCAGGUCUUGUGGAAAGUCAGAUGCUUCAGCAAAGGGAGCAAAAUGGACCAUUUUGGCUAUGGUCCAAAAUGUUAUCACAAAUUUAAGUGUUAAAAACUCUGUGAGGGAAAUUAAAUUACCGAACUCUUUGGAAGUAAUUCCAAGAAUGAAAAAUAAUCUAUUAGUAGUAUCUGCUGUCAGAAUUGUAAAUUACCAUUUACAUUUUGUGAUCAGUGAUGUAAGUGGAAUAGUGUAAUCCUGUAAAUAGGAAAGUAAGCAACAUUAACUGCUGUUUUCUUCCUCUGAUAAUAAAAAGAUAUUUUAUUGUAACAACAGCA
Gambusia affinis (western mosquitofish) is the source of this 2330-nucleotide messenger RNA. RefSeq names its product map3k7 C-terminal like (gene map3k7cl). The transcript has 5 exons. NCBI's taxonomy places the organism in Eukaryota, Metazoa, Chordata, Actinopteri, Cyprinodontiformes, Poeciliidae. Gene Ontology annotation, cellular component: nucleus; cytosol. Bases 117 to 548 code for a protein of 143 amino acids. The record is from RefSeq and is a predicted model, not a curated record.